AUUUUUUUUAUAUUGCAUCCUGAGGUUUAUAUACUAAUUAUACCAGGAUUCGGUAUAAUAAGUACUACAAUAUCAGCUAACUCUAAUAAAUCCGUAUUCGGUUACAUCGGUAUGGUCUAUGCCAUGAUGUCAAUUGGAGUUUUAGGAUUUGUAGUAUGA
Molecule: messenger RNA, 159 nt
Organism: Aplosporella prunicola CBS 121167
Lineage: Eukaryota; Fungi; Ascomycota; Dothideomycetes; Botryosphaeriales; Aplosporellaceae
Exons: 1
Biological process (GO): electron transport coupled proton transport; mitochondrial electron transport, cytochrome c to oxygen
Cellular component (GO): membrane
Molecular function (GO): heme binding; cytochrome-c oxidase activity
Source: RefSeq, a predicted model, not a curated record